This is a messenger RNA of Fomitiporia mediterranea MF3/22, 495 nucleotides long. RefSeq lists its product as uncharacterized. NCBI's taxonomy places the organism in Eukaryota, Fungi, Basidiomycota, Agaricomycetes, Hymenochaetales, Hymenochaetaceae. The transcript has 4 exons. The coding region runs from base 1 to 495 and encodes 164 amino acids. The record is from RefSeq and is a predicted model, not a curated record.
AUGUUGAGUAUUGCACCAGCCGUCAACUUAUCCCCAGCAAGAGGUGUUUCUAACAAGCUAUUACCCGGUGUAUUCGCCUUUUGUAUAGCAUCUACCCUCGGAGGUGAGACGGCAGUAGGAUUCUAUGUGCGCGGCUUGCAAAUCCCGCUUUGUGGCCCAAUCUCACGGCAACUCUUGGGCCAAGCUACACCUGAGGUAAUAGAUAUUGUCCUUCGAUCCCAACCUAUAAAAAGGCGUGAAAGAAUCACCCACCCUUUCCGUUCGGGGAUUGCCUUUCUCAGCGGCGACUCAACCCUUUUCUGUUGCUCUGGAGGCAACCCGCACGAAACAAAGGAUCACCAAAACGAGAACGGCGAUGAAUGCCAAUGGAAUUUAAGAAUAGAAGACAUGCAGAUGAGAGUGUAUCAGGGCCGUUUUAAGGUCUGUGAGCAACUGUAUAGGGAGUCAUACACUGAAGGUCAGCAGCUUGAUGUCAAUACAGUUCUGGCCCAGUAA